Molecule: messenger RNA, 801 nt
Organism: Symbiodinium necroappetens
Lineage: Eukaryota; Dinophyceae; Suessiales; Symbiodiniaceae
Source: the annotation of a GenBank genome assembly
AUGGCGAGAACGGGUUUCCGAGCGAUCCUGGACCUGGAGAGCCUGAAGCAGCCGUUCCUCGGCAUCCGCCACUAUCCGGCUGGGGGAUAUGAGUUUCGAAAUGGUCACUCCACGAAGUUUCCCAGCAUCCCUGUAGAAGAGGGCGAGACCGACAUCGAAGCAGCGUACCGGGUAGCCUCAGAGCGGCGCACUGCCGGCCGUGAGGCCUUCGGGGAUGGGACCAGCGUGGUCUCUGCCCAGGCAGCUGUGGACGCUUGGGGCCAGGGAAUUCUGGCCCUCCACCGCCUCCGGAAUCUGAACAAGAGGGCUUGUGCUGAGGGCGCUUCAACCCCCUUGGAGUCCCCGUCGGCGGAGGACGUCAACGAGUUAGACCUGGUGCUCAGGCUAAACAUCGCCCAAGCACUGCUGAAACUGAAGCAGUAUGAAUGUGCCGUGAGUCACUGUGAUGCUGCCCUGGAGAUCAAUCCCCGCAACGUCAAAGCCCUCUGGCGGAAAGCUAAAGCUGUGUGGGGUCUCCGCUGCCCCGGCGAGGCUUUGCAGGCUCUUGAGGACUUCCUCAGUGUGGACCCCGGGAAUCCGGCCGCCCGGGCCAUGCUCAAAGAGAUUGAGGCCGAGGAGCAGAAGCGGAAGGCAAAGCGCGUGGGUCCUGGAGCUGCGCUGCGAACGGCCCCACGACCUUCCCAAGCUCCGGCUGCAAACGAUGCCGCUGAAGCUAUGGGCGCCUCUAGGGCCACAGAGCCGAGCGAGACGGCGAAGGCACCGAUGUGGAGCUGCUGUCGGAGGAAGCCAAAAGCUACAUAG